Paramecium pentaurelia is the source of this 1403-nucleotide messenger RNA. Lineage: Eukaryota; Ciliophora; Oligohymenophorea; Peniculida; Parameciidae. The record is from the annotation of a GenBank genome assembly.
AUGUUAAAAUUGAAACCAUCAGAAUCAGCUCCAAAUUCAAUUAAAAUGCCACAUUUAAAAGCUAAAGACUUAGAUAAAAAAAGUAUUACAAAUAUAUAUUUAUUAUAGAUGAAAUGGAUAAAGUAAUCUAAUAACAAAUAAUUAUUGAACCUGAAAUAGUUAGAUUUGCAGGUUUUGAAGUUGGUAAAUUAAAUUUACUUAAAAUUCGUGUGAUUAAUAAGUAUCUUUAACCAUAAAGAAUUUUGGUUAUACCUCCUAAAACUAAUUUUUUCAAUGUCAAAUAUGAUAAAAAAGGAGCCAUAGCUUCUGGAAUGUUUGAAGAAAUUUAUAUUUCAUUCAAACCCUUUGAAUAUAAAUAAUACUAGGAUAAUAUGAGAAUCAACACUUAAUUUGAUUCAAUUGUCAUUCCAAUACAUGCUUUUCCAGCAAUCAACAGAGAUUAUUUAAGAGAUCUAUUUCCUCGUUAUUUAGAUUUUGGUACACUUGAAUUAGGUGAAUAGUUUUCUUAAGUAUUUCUUUCAUGUAAAAUAGAGAUUUCCAAUACAAAAUAAGGUACCACUUAACUUUGACUUUGAAUUCAUCAUUAUCAAAGACAAUAUGGAUUUUAGAAUAACUCCUUUAAGAGGCACUAUUCCUGAUAAAGGAGUAACUGAAAUAGAAAUUCUUUAUAGACCUUCCAUAAAUGUAACUGUCUAUAUGGAAGUGGAAUUGAUUGUAGGAUCUGUUGACUUUGAACCUUUACCAAUCAAAUUAAUGGGAACUGGUAGAUCAUAAAAUGAUAAAAAUCUAAGUAGAAUUAGAAGACCUGCUUCAGUAAGAAAACUACAUUCAAUUAUUCAAUAACCAAAACAAAAUCAAAAAUUGAUUCCAAAAGAUUUAUAAUCAUCUUAAGAAAAUAUUGAUGAAUAUUCUAUACCUGAAUAAUCUCCAUAAGUUAUUUAUGAGGCUACUGGAGGAAAUGAUUAAGUGGAAUAGUUUUAUCCAAUCAUAAAACCAACUACUAAAAGAAUUAGACCAUAAAUAAUUGAAAAUGAAGUUUUGGAAAUCAAAUAAGGUGUAUCUUUAUAGGGUAGAUAAGUUAAAGAGAAAUAAUAUCUUGAUCAUUUCAAUUAAAUAGCAAAUCUUGAUAAAGAAAAAGAAAAUAAACUCAAAUAAUGUAUAGGGGAUUCACCAAUUUAAAAAGAAACUAUAUCUGAAAUCAUGAGUCAACGAGAACAAUUUAAUUAAUAAAUGUUAAAUUAGAUAUAUUAAAGUGGUAUUACAAGAUAUCAACUUUAACUUAAUAUUGAUAAUGCAGUUGCUGAUUAAAUAUUACCAAAAUAUGAAUGUCAAUGGGAUUUUGAAAAAAAUGAUGUUAUCAAAAUCAAAAAAAUAGUAAGACUUUUAUUUUCUAUUAGUUUUGA